AUGCUUAAUGUGCUGGUAUCUGUUUGUCCGUAUCUGUCUGCCAAAGUAAGCAUUCAGAUUCUUUCGGAAUUAGACAAGCUUAUGAGUCUCGGGUUCUCAGCGCUUACAACACUGAUUCUUAAAAUCAUCGAGGCAUUAUUGGAAACUCUAGGAGUGGGAGAUACUGUUCAAGAGAUAGAAAAUGUCAUCACUUCUCUUGCUUCUUAUGUUUCUUCAAAAGGGAACUCGGUGGACACUGUCAUGACUGCUGCAAACUUGUUAAGAGUUGCUCUGAAUAAAUUUCACACUGGAGGAUCAAGCUUGUGGAUUAAGAAGCUUCCUAUGGUUUGGGAGUCUCUAGCAGGGUCUACCGACCACAUGACUCACACCUCAUCCCAUUUCAGCACUUAUACACCUUGUCCUAGCAAUAAGAAGAUUACUGUGGCAAAUGGGUCUCUUGCUACUGUUGUAGAGGUUGGAAAUGUUCCUAUCACACCUGAUCUUGUCCUUAAAGAUGUUCUUCAUGAUCGGGACUCGGAGAGGAGGAUUGGACUUGCUAAGGAACAAAAUGGGCUGUACUACCUUGAGACACCUCUCACUACAAGAAGAAUCAUGAAUAAUCUAUCUAUGUCAUAUCUUAGACUUCUUGCUGGUGAGGCUGAUGCUGCAUCACAGGCCUCGAGUAUUUUGAAGGACUUGAUUAAUGAACAAGUAAAUGAAGAGACUUUCCACAUGGAGAGCCAACCAAGUGAUGAUGUAAGUGAGGAGAGUCUGGAAACAAUUGCAAUAAGGAGAAUAUGUAUUGCUUUGGAAAGUGCCCUCAGUGCCCAUGGUGGAACUCCAAAUCAGCAUGCACUUUCUGUAAUCUCUCUUUUGUACCUCAAACUUGGAAAAGCUUCUUACAUCUAUAUGAGGAGUAUCCUGCUCAAACUUGUUCACUUAAUGACCUCAGCUGAAAGGGACCCAUCUAUCACAGGCCAUCUUCAGAGAUGUAUUGGUUCUGCUGUAAUUGCUAUGGGCCCAGAAAAGAUGCUUUCCGUUGUGCCUAUUUCACUGCGUCCCGACAAUUUUAGUUCUAGUAAUGUUUGGUUGGUGCCCAUUCUAAGAGAUUAUGUGGUUGGUUCAUCGCUUGAGUAUUACAUGGAUUAUAUUGUGCCCCUUGCAAAAUCUUUCAAGCGUGCUAGUUCUGGAGUUAAGAAAUCAGUACUUGGUAAGGAGCUGCUGGGUCAUGCUCAUGAUCUUUGGAAACUGUUACCGGCCUUUUGCUAGGGUUCAAGUGACACAGACAAACAAUUUAGACGUUUGGCAGUAUCAUUGACUGAUUUUCUUAAAAAAGAUUCUUCCAUGCAUGAAAGUGUGGCUCUUGCUUUAAAGAUCCUUGUGAAUCAGAAUACAAGUGUACUUGGCUCUAGAGUAGUUAAAGAUUUAGACACCUGUACUGUGCAAGCAUCCGGAUUAGAAUUACGAACUCUACCGAUUUACUCUAAGAAAACUGCAAGCAGAAAUAUCAAGGCUUUAAGUUCAAGCUCUACUGAGUUGCUCCAACUUUUAUUGGACUUAUUUGUCGAUUCCAUUCCUACGACAAGGUCAUACUUGAAGGAUGCUAUUGGUUGCUUAGCUUCUAUUACGGAUUCUUCUGCAACUAGAGAAAUUUUUGUAUC
Molecule: messenger RNA, 1640 nt
Organism: Eucalyptus grandis
Lineage: Eukaryota; Viridiplantae; Streptophyta; Magnoliopsida; Myrtales; Myrtaceae
Product: RRP12-like protein
Exons: 9
Coding region: 1-1248 (415 amino acids)
Source: RefSeq, a predicted model, not a curated record